CGGCUCAGCCCUGCAGCGCCUGGCCGGGGCCGCGCCCCAGUUCCUCAUUCUGCCGGGGCUGCGCCGGGCACCGAGCGGUGAUGAUGGACCGCGACAGCAACAAGACGGUGCUGCUGGAGCUGCAGAGGGCUGCCGGCACCGGGAACAGCCGCUGCGCCGACUGCGGGAUGCCAGAUCCAGAGUGGGCUUCUUACAAACUUGGAAUAUUCAUUUGUCUGAACUGCUCUGGAAUCCAUCGCAAUCUUCCUCAGAUCAGCAGGGUCAAAUCCCUUCGGCUUGAUUUCUGGGAGAAUGAUCUGAUAGAGUUUAUGAAGAAGCAUGGGAACCUCUGUGCCAAAGCUAAAUAUGAGGCAAAAGUCCCUCCUUACUAUUACAUCCCCCAGUUCUGUGAUUGCUUGGUUUUAAAAGAGCAAUGGAUUAGAGCUAAAUAUGAGCGUGAGGAAUUUGUUGCCACCCGAGUCUGCCAAGAUCCUUGUUCUGCAGGCAGCCGGGAAGGAUUCCUCUGGAAGCGUGGACGGGAAAACAGGCACUUCCGUAAGAGACGAUUUCUCCUAUCAGCAAGGGAAGGAGUGAUGAAGUACUACACCAAAGAAUUUGGAGGUCCAAAAGCCAUUAUCAGCAUUGAGAAUCUGAAUGCAAUGUUCCAGACGGAUAAAAUCCAACAUGCUCAUGGGCUGCAGAUCACAUACAACACAGAUGGUCAAAGAAGGAACCUUUUUGUCUAUCACGAAAGUGGAAAGGAGAUUGUUGACUGGUUCAAUGCCAUUCGGGCAGCACGCUACCAUUAUCUCAGAACAACCUUCCCAAAUGUCCCUGAGCCUGAGCUCAUACCCAGGAUCACAAGAAAUUAUAUCAAGGAAGGAUACAUGGAGAAAACGGGACCAAAACAGAAGGAGCCCUUUAAGGUGCGCUGGUUCUGCCUGGAUUCACAAGAAAGGACCCUGAUGUACUUUAAAAAACCACUGGAUGCAUUUGCACAGGGCGAGGUUUUAAUUGGAACCAUGGAUGAGGGAUAUGAAGUGCGAGCUGGUGUGCCCCAGGGAGUCCGGGUGAAGAAGAAACCAGCGAUCACUGUGGUCACGCCAAUGAGAGAGUUUGUGUUUAUAUGUGAGAAUGAAAGGGAGCAGACGGAGUGGAUAGAUGCCUUAAAUGGAAUCAUUGCCCAGCCUUUGACUGGUUAAGACUAGCACUAAGUUCCGGUGAACUGCACUUCUUGGGCUCUAUUUGGUGUUGCUCUGUGGCCUCUUUCUGUUGGCAAGGAUGGUGCUCAAGGCCCUAGUGACUCUAGUACAAGGGGCUGCUUCUUCAAAAACCACAGGCACAGGAAGGGUGGCAACAGAGAAAUGGAUAAGGGGGAGUGCAGUUAUUCAGAAAUGAUCUGUGCCCCUGCAGAACCUCACUUGAAGUGCCUUCUUUCUUCCUACCCUCUGCUGCUUUUGAGCAGAGGAGGCCUUCCCAGCCUGACAGGGAUGAAUCAUCCAGUGUUGUCUCAUGGAAAAAACCACCAAGUCAAUGGAGAAAGUCUGACCCCAGAAGGACUGGCAUGCAUUUCCUUGAGGACUCCUGCAGGUGCUAUGUCAGCUCCUCCUUUUCUUGACUUGAUCUGAUGUCAGAAGGACUCCUGUACAUCCUGAAGGACAUACCUGACAAUCCAGGCAGUGGCAUGUAUCCUGCCAGUGAUGGGGGGUCACUGGUCACAUGGGUACAUAGUGACCA
Messenger RNA from Neopsephotus bourkii (Bourke's parrot), 1716 nucleotides. RefSeq names its product ArfGAP with dual PH domains 2 (gene ADAP2). The transcript has 10 exons. NCBI's taxonomy places the organism in Eukaryota, Metazoa, Chordata, Aves, Psittaciformes, Psittacidae. Gene Ontology annotation, molecular function: GTPase activator activity; phosphatidylinositol bisphosphate binding. The coding region runs from base 81 to 1181 and encodes 366 amino acids. Gene Ontology annotation, cellular component: intracellular membrane-bounded organelle; plasma membrane. Gene Ontology annotation, biological process: positive regulation of GTPase activity. The record is from RefSeq and is a predicted model, not a curated record.